CAACGUUGAAGACACAAUUGUACGCGUAAACAAUGACCUAAGCAGCUGUUGCAAGGAUACUGUUCCUUCCACUUUCACAAUAUGGCCUCCACCUGCAAAGACUGAUCCAUCUAUAACAGUCCAAUUCUGCAGCGCUUACGUAGCUGCCUUUAGGCUCCUUGCGGCAAAGUCAACUCAAGGCACUCUGACAUUGGCUGACCGACCCCUCGCCUUGACAUCUUCCAAGAUCACUACGCGUUGCUACCUAUGGGCUGGUGGAUUUUCGUCAGGGUUCAUCAGCGAGAGCAGUGAGCUUGGCUGGCAGUCCAACGAACCCCCCAUUGUUUGAACGGAGCAUUCCGGAAUGGAAUACGUCGAAUAUGAUGAAUCAGUCCGGCGUGCGUAUCCUGAGGACCCCGAGCGGGCUGUCAGGGCCCCCAGCCAGGCCGCAGCCCUAGCUCCUGGGGCCCGCGACUCCGCACCCGCGAGCGCCGUCAGCAACGACAGUCGCAACAACGAGGAUGACAAGGACCAGGGCAUCCUGGGCACGCUCACCUCCAUCCUGGUGGGUGGAGUCACGGAGCUGCUCACCGACCUCUCGCCACACCACCACCACACCGCCGCCGCCACACCGCCCACCACCGCCUUCAGCAUUCAGCUCCGCAACUCCUCCGCACGUCGCAGCCUCAGCCUGAUCCCCCACUCGCCCGAGGUCACCGCCUACCUGCGAGGUCAACGCAGCCACGGCAACAGCGUUGACGCCGCCGCUGUGGCUGCUGCCAGCGGGGGUGCUGCUGCAGCUGGCCGCACGGUGUUUGCGACCGACACCCGGCACCGCGGGGGGGCGGGGGGUGCCGCGAUGAGCGCCAGCUGGAGCUACGGGGCGGGCGGCGAUGUGGCGCCCGCAAACAGCCUUGUGGGGUCGCCCACUGCGAGCUCAUCGGGGCUGCUGGGAGCGAUGUUUUCUGGCAUCAGCACGCUGGGUCAGCGCGCCACCGACCUGCUCACCCAGCUGGACCACGACUUCGAAACCAUGUUCAGUGGCGGGCUGGAGGAGCAGGGCAGCGCAGGCGGCGGCCCUGCUUCUGCGGCGGCAGCAGCUAUCUCGACUGGGGACCUGCUGGACGGCAACACCGGAGGCCCACGGAGGUCCUCCGCCGGAGAGGGAAGAUCGGUAUCGGCACGCACCCAUCCGCUGCACCACCAUCACCACCAGCAGCAGCAGCAGCACCACCAGCAGCAGUCCUAUGCGGCACAUCAUGUUGGGCACCAUCACCAGCAGCAGCAACACCAUCUGCCCUCGGGAGCCGGAGUACGGCCACACCCGCAGCAGGCGGCGUUGGGAGCAGCGGCUCGCCCUGUCGCCCCGCAGCGCGGAGCCAGCGCGUCCGGAAUCCGUUCCGUGCCAGCCGGCGCUCCCGGUGGUGGCACACAUGCGCCAUGUGCCAAGGAAAUCGGGGCAGCGGCUGCGCGGCGACUGUCAGGCAGCUACGCGCUCUUGCAUGGACACGCGGCGGCCCCCUCCUCCUCCUCGUAUGUCACUCCACCAUCCGCUGCUUUGGCGCGCGCAGCAGCCAGGGGCACUGGAAGUGCUGCAGCCGCGAAGGGGCAAACCCGCUGGACGGGCGCCAAGCCACGAAGCAGCUUCACGGGGUCUCAGGGACGAGGCAAUGGCAGCGAGGACGAUGAUGAUGACUGGGGUUGGGGUGCCUGCGAUGAGGACCAUGUGGGCAGCGCUGGCGGCAGCGGUAGCCAUCGCAGCACGGGCGGCAGGACCAACGUCAGCGGCAGCGCUGCCGCCGGUACUAGUACGACAACCGGGCCCCCUUCCCAGCAGCGACCCGCCGGGUUCGUGUCGCGGCUUCCUCAUUACUCGGGUGCAAAGCAGCCGCCUGCUGCACCCGUAGCCGCCGCCGCCGCCAUCCGUGGCACCGCUGCUGGGCCCAAUGCAGCAUCGGCGUCCUCCUCCAUUCCACUUGCUGCCGCGGCGGCCUUGAGCGCUGGCGCCGGCAUGAAGCCACGCAGCAGCGGCGGCAAGCUGUUCAUCAUCAAACCCGUCGCGGGAGUGCGGAGGGCCUCAGCUGCUGCUGGCAGCGGCCUCCCCUCAGCUCCCUCAGCCGCUGCCACCCCGAGUGGCGCCGCCCCCUCCGUGGCCGCCACCCCAUCCGGUCCCAUUCCACCGGCUGCCGCCGCCCCUGCGCCUCCCUCUGCACCUACCGGCGCAAACCCCGCUACCCCGCUUGAGCAAAGCGCGGCGUCAGUGGCGACGGCGCGAGGAGCCGAGGAGGCGGCGGAAUCCCCGACUCUGGCGCUGCCUACCCUGCUGUUCCAGACGACGCCAUCUCGUCCCGAGGCGGACGGAGGCAUUUCCUGUCGCAGCAUUGGAGGAGGCUGUACAGACAGCGCGUCCGGCACCAGGCCCUCCUCCUCCUACUCCCAGACCGGCACUUCGAGGACGGUUGCCACGGGCUGCCCCACACCCGCCGCCCCGCGCCAGCAGCAGCGGUGGCAGCAGCGGCAGCAGCCCGAGCCGGCGCGAGUCCAGAGGCUCGAGCUUGACGUGUCGUCGGCAGAGUCUCAGCCCUUGCAGCAGCAGCAACAACAACAACAACAGCAACAGCUGCGGGAGGAGCAGCUGAAGGAACUGCUGCAGAAGCGCGACGAGCAGCUGCAGCAGUGGCAGCAGCGGCGCGAGCAGCAGCAGCGGAAGCGGGAGGAGAAGCUGCAGGAGCAGCGCCAGAAGCGCGAGGAACAGCUGCUGCAGCAGCAGCGAGAGCAGGAGCAGCAGCUGCUUCAGCUGCAGGAACAGCAGCUGCAGCAACGGCAGCAGCGUGAGGAGCAACUGCAGCAACAGUUGAAGGUGCAGCAGCAGAAGCGCGAGCAGGAACUCCAGCAGCUGCAACAGCUGCAGCAGCCGCAAUGGAUGAGGGACCUGGAGCACCUCCGGCUGCAGCUGGAGGCAGCCAGAAGCGGCAACGCCAUGCCUGACGGUACAACCGGUGCUGCACAGCCAUCCGACGCAUCCUCAUCCGCGCAACCGGCAAGUGCGUUUGCGGAGGCAGCAGCCUCGGUGGCUUCAGCGGCGGCGGCGGCAGCUGCUGCUCAGGCGGCGGAGGUGGAGGCGCUGCGGGCGCAGCUGUCGGAGGCGCAGGCGGGUCGCGAGGAGCUGCGGCGACAGCUGGAGGCGACGGCGGGGGAGGCGGUGCGGCUGGGGGCGGUGGUGGAGGCGCUGGAGGGGGAGCUGCUGGCCGGCAGGGAGCGCUGCGUGGAGCUGGAGCAGGAAAACGCCCGCCUGCGCCUGCUAGCCGGGGAGGCCGCUGCCGCCGCUCCCGCAGCCUCACCCGCGCGCAGCCCCCUGCAGCCCACCCCCUCAGCAGCCGCAACCCCCGUCUGCCGCGGCCGGACGCCACCGCGCGCCUCGCCGCACCCCCCCACCGCCACCACCCCUGCCACCGCCGCAGCCUUCCGCUCGCCUUCCCCCUCGCCUGCCCUGGCCUUCAACUCGCCUCUGGCUGCAGCCGCAGCUGCUGCAAGCGGUGGGCGCCACAGCCGCCGCGGCAGCUUUGGCAGCGGCAUGGGCCGUCUCAGCCGCCGUGCCAGCUUCAGCGGCGGCGGCGGCGGUGUGAUUGCAGACGAGCUGGUUGAGGCGGCGCUGGUGGCACAGCUGACGGCGGCGCUGGCAGACAAGGCGCGACUGAGCCGAGAGAAUGACGAGCUGCAGCGACAACUGGAGGGACUGCAGGAACUCCUGGCCUACACGGCCCAGCACUCCCUUGUCCCGGGUGCGGUGGAGGGCUGCGAGGAGGGCGAGGGGCUGGAGUACGUGUAUGAGUACGGCUACGGGUACGACGAGAUGGAGGAUGACGAGGAGUACGAGGCCUGCUACUGGCGCACCGGAACCACCCCGCCCCGGGGAGCUGCGGCGCCUGCAGAGGAGCUGGAACAGGAUCAAGAGGAAGGCGCCGCCGAGGGGGCUGGGAUGUACGACAACUUUGCCGUCGAUGUGUCGUUGGCAGGGGGAAUACCCACAGGGCGCAGCUUCCCCGGCUGCCUGGAGGAGUUGUAUGGGGAUCCAGCAUGCGAUGGCACGGAAGGAAGCAGCGACAGUGGUGCGGCUUCCAGCCCAGAGGCAAUUGCAGGUGUGGGUGCAACGGGUGUGUCUCACGUCAGCCUGCGCGGUGCGGACGACUGCGCUUCACCUGUUGGUACGGCAGCCGCUGCUGCAGCAGCUGUGGGGUCACCGGUGUUGGAGCUGCCAACGCUGGCUUGCGAGCUAACGCGCGAAUUCAGCCUCGACUUCAGCAUUGCGGCUAUGACAACUGAGCCGCCGCUGUCACCCGCUGCGGGCGCGUCUUCACCUGCUGCACCGCGCUUGGAGUCUGCCGUCCGUCAGUUGCUGCUGGCAGGUGACGAGGGUAUCGACCCUGUGGCGGGCACGAGCACCCAGCAGCUGCAGCAGGAGGCGGGUGGGGCCGAGGAGCUGCUGCGGCUGCCUUCACUGGCCCCGCCACUCAGCUUGGAGGGCUGCCAGGAGGAGUGGGAGGUACUGAGCGACGCGGGGGAUUUGGAGCAACCAUGUGACAGCGACAUCACUGCGACCAUUGCAUCACCCCCCAGCGCUGCCUUGGCUGAGGCCUGGUUUGGCAGCACGGCUGGGGAGCUGACCGGCGGGGUGGAGUGCGUGCAUGGAGGCGGUCCGGAAGCGUCAGCCCUGGCGUCAGCAGUCGCUGGGAAGGCUGCUGUGACGCCCUGUGCGGGUGCUGGGUUGGCGGCCGGCAGCUGUGGUGACAAGGGUGGUGCAGGGGGCCCAGCGGCGAGGCUGUCCCCGAGGGUCAUGAAGGAGCGGACCAACAUCCCCAGCAGCCCCGCGCAUGGUGUGUUGUGAGGUGUGGCUGCUGCGGCGGGUUACUAGAUAGCUGACGGAUCGCUUCAAGGUUAGGCAAGGAAGCACGCCUGUAUCUGACCAGGGUUGUGUGGUGGAUGUGCGGGAGAGGAUCGAGGGCCUACAUGCAAAGGUUGUUCCUGGGUAGGGCCUCGACUGGUUUGUUAGGUAGUAGCGUGUCCUAGCGGAGUUCAACCGCGUUGUUCAGACGGGGGGUGGCUCAGCGAGGGCUGCCAUGAGUGGUGCGCACUCGCACAGGCCCACCACCUACGACGGUUUAGGUAGCUUCUUGUUGCUUUUUACUAUUUAUGGUCUAGAUUCAGCUAGAUUGGAAAGUUUUUUGUAGGUGAGAGUCUUAAGGGGUAGCCGAACGUCGUUUUUUUCGUGUUUUGGCUUGCCUUUCCAAUGGUAGAUAAGUUAUAGGGUGCACUAGGAGGCACGAGUGCCAUGGUCUUUAGCGACGGGCAUUGUCCUCUGUACGGCCCUUGUUGCUGAAGUUAUAUUUGGAGACCAGUUGCGCGAUUUAAUGUUGUUAUUGGAUGUCCACCAUUGUUGGGCUUAUCUACGAACCUUAUAUAAAUCGCGGCGUGCGACAGCUAAGGACAGCUACCACUUAAGGCUACAAGUGCGCGCACGUUGAAAUUUUCCCAAUGCAAUGGGUCGCCCAC
Molecule: messenger RNA, 5529 nt
Organism: Astrephomene gubernaculifera
Lineage: Eukaryota; Viridiplantae; Chlorophyta; Chlorophyceae; Chlamydomonadales; Astrephomenaceae
Source: the annotation of a GenBank genome assembly